Messenger RNA from Paraglomus occultum, 878 nucleotides. The record is from the annotation of a GenBank genome assembly. NCBI's taxonomy places the organism in Eukaryota, Fungi, Glomeromycota, Glomeromycetes, Paraglomerales, Paraglomeraceae.
CCACAACACGAACACAUACUCCAGCUGCGACUACAACUGCAAAACGACAGAAAGUACGAGCCGAAAGAUCUGUUGAUAGAGAAAAUGCAAUAGCAGAAUCAUCACGCACUGCUCGAACAUCCCCAAUAAUCCUCCCUCCUCUUCCGGAUCGACCGCCAAGCGCAAAUCGAUCACCGAGCUUAAUUUCUCUACCAUCAAGCGUAAAUUGUUCACCGAGUGCGAUUUCUCUGCCACCAAUACAAUCUACAAGAGAGAAUGACAUGAAUGGAAAUGUCACGUUACCAUCGUUACGAUCGUUUUUAUCGAUCGACUCUACCGAUACGAGCGGAAGUCCUUCAACACCGGGAAGUGACAACGGAUUUAGAGAGGAAGUGCAAGUAGUAGAUUUAACAGUUACACCGGUCAGGGGCGGGAAUAGCAGGACAGAGGGUGAGGCGAAUACGAAUUCAUUUGAGAUGUUGAAUUUAUUGAACACGUUUUCAGCAAUUUCAUCAUCAACAUCUUCAAAUCCCGCAUACUAUGCUACACCACCAUCUUCAUCACCACUUCGCUCUGUCACAAAUUAUAAAGAUGAUGUCGUUGAUUUGACACUAUCUACUCCAAGGCCACAAUCGAGUGAAGUAAUCGUUAUUGAUGACGCUUCUCCUACGCCGUCGCCCAAGCCGCCCAAGCCUGCGUCGUCAGAUGCGCCGCGUGGUCUUCAAAUAAAGUGUGCAAUAUGCUUAGAUUGGCCAAAGGACAUUUCAGCCACUACGUGUGGACAUAUAUUUUGUAGAGAAUGUAUUCGUACUGCUGUUCGAGCACAGCGGAUGUGUUCUCUAUGCAGACAUCCACUGACUCGUCGGCAAAUUAAGAGAUUGGAAUUUAAGGUUAUGUGA